AAUCUCUUGGCAAGCAGAGUGAGUGUGUGUGAGUGUGUGUGAGCGUGUGUAUGUGCAGGAAGAUAACGCUGAAAUAAAGAACAGGAAGAGAAGAUAGAGCAGCGCCAUCGCUGACAUACUGUUUUGGAUCUCCAGCUGUCUCAAAGUUCCUCUUCUGUCUGUAACCGAAGGUCCCUCUCAUGGGCAAAGUGAAGGGCAAGACCGGGCCCUUGGCUCGGAGGCCGGACAACUCUGCUUUCAAACAGCAGAGGCUACCUGCCUGGUCUCCCAUGCUAACUGCUAACACUGUUCUGCCCUUCUUCUACUUUAUGGCUUUGUUGUGCAUGCUGCUGGGAGUAUGGCUGCUGCUUACAGUGCAAAGCACAAAGGAAAUAAAGAUGGACUACACAGAGGCUGGGACAUGUGAUAGAUGUUUUGAAAUGCGUAAAAAUGUGAGCAACGCAGCACAAAUCUGCCGCUGCAAGGUGGAGUUUCACAUCGAGAAAGCAUUCAAGGGAGACGUCUUUUUCUACUACGGCCUCCAAAACUUCCAUCAGAACCUCCGCAGAUACAUGGACUCUAGAGAUGAUGGACAGAUGGUUGGAAGGAGGAAAAACUUAAAGAACCCUAGUUCAUACUGCAAUCCGUUUAUAACCGACCCAAAUGGACUCCCCAUCGCCCCCUGUGGUGCUGUAGCCAACAGUUUCUUCAACGACUCCUUCACUCUGAGCUAUCGAGGUUCCACUGGUCCUUGGGUUCCGGUCCCUCUGUUACGGAAAGGCAUCACCUGGUAUACGGACAAAAACGUCAAGUACCGCAACCCGACGGAUGGCAACAAGACACUCGCCCAAGUGUUUGAAGGUACAGCACAGCCUCUGUACUGGCAGAAGCCUGUGUAUGAGCUGGAUUCCUUUGACCCGACCAACAACGGCUUCAUCAAUGAUGACCUGAUCGUGUGGAUGAGAGAGGCAGCCUUCCCCAACUUCAAGAAGCUCUAUGGGGUUCUAUACCGAACCUCCAAGCCCUUUACCAAUGGUCUGCCUGCAGGGAAUUACAGCAUCGACAUUUCCUACAACUUCCCUGUGCAGUACUUCCAAGGCAGAAAGGAAGUGGUGUUGACAACGCUGACCUGGUUCGGAGGUCAGAACCACUUCCUGCCCAUCGCUUACCUCGUAACCAGCAGCCUGAUCCUACUUAUAGCCGUCGUCCUCACGGUGGUGUGGUGGAAGUUUGGGAAGAAUGAGAAGAACAUGGAGGAGUGAAGGGUAAGACGUGCACUGGGAUGCUGAGGAUGGAAAAACAAGUGGCUGAAAAGUGACAAUUUUCCUGCUGUGGGAGCUGUUUUCUGAGAGACAACAAAUCUGAAAUGGUUAAGGAGAAUGGUUUAAAAAAAACAAGUGAAUAAUUAAGUUUGACAUCUGGAAAAUAACUUUCCCAGCUAAAUGAACCACAUAUCAGGGCUUUUAUUAUGUUUCUCCAAACAACUGAACUGUCUUAAGUGUUGAUUUGACUUGAACUUUUGCAUUUUUUUCAAUACACACCAUGUUUGUCAUGCACUGUUAAUAUUUAUUAACAUAAGAACAAUAUAUUUUUUAUAAUUAUAACAGAGAAUUAACUAAAAUCUGUUCAAUGGUGUGUCAAAGCUGUAUUUUAUGUCUCAGUAAAUGCAAGGCAAAAAAAACCUACACUUUGAUAACAACAUACAAUUCAGAGCACCAAUUGUCAGAGAAUCCCUGUGGUGCUAAUUUAUAAGCUAAGGUGUCAUUUUGUGUACCAUGUUUUUAUAAAUUCAGCACAAUGAAGGUUAGCCUGUGCAGAUGCUAAAAACGAGCCUUGCUAUAAGGUAU
This is a messenger RNA of Anoplopoma fimbria (sablefish), 1826 nucleotides long. It is a transcript of the gene cdc50c, whose product is annotated as transmembrane protein 30C. The transcript has 7 exons. The coding region runs from base 180 to 1241 and encodes 353 amino acids. The record is from RefSeq and is a predicted model, not a curated record. Gene Ontology annotation, cellular component: endoplasmic reticulum; Golgi apparatus; plasma membrane. Gene Ontology annotation, biological process: phospholipid translocation. NCBI's taxonomy places the organism in Eukaryota, Metazoa, Chordata, Actinopteri, Perciformes, Anoplopomatidae.